UUGUUCUUUGUCAGUUCCUCUAUUUCUCUCCUCAACCAUUUGACUUCUAACAUCUAUAAACACAACAAUCUCUUCUUCAUCUUCAUCUGGCCUUUGAGCUUUCACAAGCCUCUGAGAGAUCACUGCAAACAUGGAGGACACUAAGAAGUACUCCAAAUCUGAGAUCUCUCUCCACUCCUCCAAGAAAGACUGUUGGUUGGUCAUUCAUGGAAAGGUUUAUGAUGUGACCAAGUUCUUAGAUGAUCAUCCUGGUGGUGAUGAUGUUCUCAUUCAUGCUUCAGCAUCUGGAGAUGCUACCCAGUCAUUUGAGGACAUAGGACAUAGCUCUAUAGCCACUACUAUGAGGGAGAGAUUCCUGGUUGGUGUUGUUGAAGGAUAUGAGCCUGGAGAAGAUGCGAAGAAGGAUCGGGAGCCGGGAAGAGCUAGGGUAUUGCAGGAGAGGACUGGCCCUUCUUCAAGACUGACAGACUAUUUGUGGCCUUUGCUUAUCCUUGCUCUGGCCUUUGGUGCUUGGUUUUACAGCAAUUAUUACAGUGAUGAGGCUUAGAACAAAUUAGUAUGUGUUUCUGUUGAGUGUUUUUCUAUGCAUUGUUUGGUUUGGACAUGGGGAAUAAUUUUGUGCUUUGAUAGCAUUAGAUCCAAAUUGACUUUACUUUGUAUCACCUGAAGUAAUCAUGAUGCUGUGUAUUAUUUGGAGUUGAACAUGCUAUUGAAUAAUUUCUUAUAAAAAAAAAUGUUGCUUGUCCUCUGAA
Molecule: messenger RNA, 752 nt
Organism: Dioscorea cayenensis subsp. rotundata (Guinea yam)
Lineage: Eukaryota; Viridiplantae; Streptophyta; Magnoliopsida; Dioscoreales; Dioscoreaceae
Product: cytochrome b5-like
Exons: 3
Coding region: 131-547 (138 amino acids)
Cellular component (GO): intracellular membrane-bounded organelle; membrane
Molecular function (GO): heme binding
Source: RefSeq, a predicted model, not a curated record